GCCUCUGCAGGGAAAGGCCCUGGGAGCUGCGGCGAGAGGCGGGGGGUGGUGUCCUGGACGGCCUGGCCCUGCCGGUAGGAGGCGCCAUUCUCACUUACUGGUGCCCGUGUGGAGUCGGCAGUUAAACCUCAUUCUAGAGGAGGAGGAAAAAGGGGAGGAGAAGGAAGGGGCCGGGUUAGGUCCCCGCCCCUCGCUCCCCGUAUGGAUGUGACGGGCCCGGUGUCCCGGCGGGCGGCGGCGGCGGCGGCCACCAUGCUUCUGCGCACGGCUCGGGUCCCUCGGGAGUGCUGGUUCUUGCCCACCGCGCUCCUCUGCGCCUACGGCUUCUUCGCCAGCCUCAGGCCGUCCGAGCCCUUCCUGACCCCCUACCUGCUAGGGCCGGACAAGAACCUCACCAAGAGGGAGGUCUUCAAUGGAAUUUAUCCAGUAUGGACUUACUCUUAUCUGGUGCUACUGUUUCCUGUGUUCCUUGCCACCGACUACCUCCGUUACAAGCCUGUUGUUCUGCUGCAGGGACUUAGCCUUAUUGUUACAUGGUUCAUGCUGCUCUAUGCCCAAGGACUGCUUGCCAUUCAAUUCUUAGAAUUCUUCUAUGGCAUUGCCACCGCUACAGAAAUUGCCUAUUACUCUUACAUCUACAGUGUGGUAGACCUGGGCAUGUACCAGAAAGUCACAAGUUACUGCCGAAGUGCCACGUUGGUGGGCUUCACAGUGGGCUCCAUCCUGGGGCAAAUCCUUUUCUCAGUGGCAGGCUGGUCCCUGUUUAGCCUGAACGUCAUCUCACUUACCUGUGUUUCUGUGGCUUUUGCUGUGGCCUGGUUUCUGCCCAUGCCACAGAAGAGUCUUUUCUUUCACCACGUUGCAGCCACCUGCCACGCAGUGAAUGGCAUCAAGGUACAAAGUGGUAGCAUUGUUACUGACACCCCAGCUGCUAACCACCUUCCCGGGUGGGAAGACAUUGAGUCAAAAAUGCCUCUAAAUAUGGAGGAGCCUCCCACAGAGGAACCGGAAGCCAAACCAGACCGUCUCCUAGUACUGAAGGUCCUAUGGAAUGAUUUCUUGAUAUGCUACUCCUCUCGCCCUCUGCUUUGCUGGUCUGUGUGGUGGGCCCUCUCUACCUGUGGCUACUUUCAAGUCAUGAACUACACACAGGGCCUGUGGGAGCAGGUGAUGCCUUCUCGCCAUGCUGCUAUUUAUAAUGGUGGUGUGGAGGCCGUUUCAACCUUACUGGGUGCUGUUGCAGUGUUUGCAGUUGGCUAUAUAAAAAUAUCCUGGUCAACUUGGGGAGAAAUGACACUGUCUCUGUUCUCGCUCCUGAUUGCUGCCGCAGUGUAUAUCAUGGACACUGUGGGUAACAUUUGGGUCUGCUACGCAUCCUAUGUUGUCUUCAGAAUCAUCUACAUGUUACUCAUCACUAUAGCAACUUUCCAGAUUGCUGCAAACCUCAGCAUGGAGCGCUAUGCCCUAGUGUUUGGUGUGAAUACCUUCAUUGCCCUGGCUCUGCAGACCCUGCUAACUCUCAUUGUGGUAGAUGGCAGUGGUCUUGGCUUAGAAAUUUCCACUCAGUUCCUGAUCUACGCCGGCUAUUUUGCACUCAUUGCUGUGGUUUUCCUGGUUAAUGGUACAGUCAGUAUUAUGAAGAAAUACAGAAAGCAGGAAGAUCCAGAAUCAAGUUCUCAAAUAACCACUUCAUAAGAUACUGCGGAGAGCCGCCUUCUUACAGCAAGAACUCUGCACAGCAACUGUGCCUGGAUGUAUUUAAUUUUAAGGUGUACACAUAUAUUUAUGAAUGUGCAUUUCAUGGCUUCAAAGCAGCCACUUGACUAAUAAUACUUUGUGUUCUUGGACUAAUCUAAAACUGUUCACAUGAGCCAAAAGUGAAGUUUAUUUAAUGGGCUAUUUAUGAGAGCUAAUUAAAGGAUGACUUUUUCCUGAUUUCAGAAGUUAACUUGAUUUUGAAAUGAAUUGAUCAAGAAGAAUCAAGCAGCACAUGGCUUGUAUACUUGAUUAGCAAGUAGGUUUGAUGUUCUAUAGGUCAAGUACUUCUGUAUCCCCUUGGCCAGAGGCUUGGCCUGGUGGGACCAAGGCUUCACAGGACCCACAGGAUGUUACAGGUCCAGAUUAACUGUACGUGCCUCCACUCAACUUCAUUUUUAUUUGUGUUUACCCACGUGCAUUUGUGUUUCUACAGAUGAAAAUUAUUCCUAUUCACUGGCAAUAUUUGCUCUGGUAUAGUGUUCAAUAAGGAGUAUGUGUCAUUUCUAAUUUUAAGUUAUUUUCUAAAAUUCAUUGUAUGAAUAUUUCGGUUACUAUUUUGACAAUUACGUGCUUAUGUAGAUUUUCUUUAGAAGUACGUUUUUUGCAUUGUUCAUAUGCUUCCUAGAGAAGCUCAUGUAGUUAGAAAAGAAGGCAAGUUUUGAAGCCUGCAAGCAAUCUAAAUCAAUAGACCCAAUCCGAAUAUUUAAG
This is a messenger RNA of Chrysochloris asiatica (Cape golden mole), 2466 nucleotides long. RefSeq names its product solute carrier family 19 (thiamine transporter), member 2 (gene SLC19A2). Gene Ontology annotation, cellular component: plasma membrane. The record is from RefSeq and is a predicted model, not a curated record. Gene Ontology annotation, biological process: transmembrane transport; vitamin transport. Gene Ontology annotation, molecular function: vitamin transmembrane transporter activity. The transcript is spliced from 6 exons. Lineage: Eukaryota; Metazoa; Chordata; Mammalia; Afrosoricida; Chrysochloridae. Bases 202 to 1695 code for a protein of 497 amino acids.